UGACUUAAUCAAACUAGAUCAACUUCUAACACAUUAAGUUUAAAAACAAGAUGAGAGAAACCGAACCAUGUGAGUUAUGGCCUCUAGAAUUGAAAAUGGUAACCAAUCUCUUUUAUACUUGGAGAACUUGACGCUCCCCACGUUUCAAGUUGUGGUAAUAGCAGCAAAUAUGGGGUGUAAUGGUUGCCAAGAAAGAGUUUCCAGAGUUGUAUCAAAAAUUACUGGGUUGACAGAGUACACAAUAGAUGUGCGCAAGCAUGAAGUAACUGUUAAGGGAGAUUUCAUGGUGCGUUGCGACUUCCAGGAUAAACCCUUUAGAAACAGCACCCUGAAGAGUGCAACUAAUCAACCAAGGUCCUUGCUUGCCUGUUUAGCUCAAUUUGGCAAAUAUAAAUGUAACAUAAAGUAGAUCCUAGCAGCUAGAGGAUUCAAAUUGUAAGGUUCAAUUUGUUCUAUGUUAAUAGUGUAUUGCAAUGCAAGACUAUACUAACUGCAUGGAAUCAAAAGAGGCUGCCAAACUAGAAUACGAGAACAACACGGGCACAGGAGCUACGCACAUAGAGAUGAAAGGAAGCAAUACUAGUCACAGUCAAAGACAAAAGUUACAGAAUGAAACAGCCAGAGAGAAAGCCCUGAAGAUUUAUGUUACUUGUGGUUGAAUCGACAACUUGAUUUUACCAGAUAGUCACUAGAUGAACCACAAAAGAAACAAUAAACUUUAUCUCUUAAGUUACAAAAAGAAUGCAUGUCACCCAAAGCAUGAGUCGGUUCACAUUAAGAGUAACAAAAGACCCACAACUUCCCCUAAAGUUUUCUACUUUCAAAUGUUAUCCACCCAAAAAUACAAGGAGUAAUAAAAAAGAAAAACCAACACCUGAUUAAUUGAUCUACUUUAACUUUCAUCACAAUUGCUUGAAUAGUCAGGAACAAAGUAAAAAUCUAUGGUGAAACCAAAUCCUGCAAAUCCUUAGGUCUUCUUCAUGAGAUAGCCCAUGAUUAGGCCAAGUAAACCAAUUAAUAUGACAACGAUAAAUGACACUCCACCACGAUUUUUGUUGCCUUCACGUUUCAGCAGCUCCUACAAGUAAUAAACUUUUUCAUUCAAUAAGUGUUUCAAGUCCAUAACUAAUAUUGAAAGAACUGGUUGAUGACAAUAGCAGAACUAGUCUUAAGUCUCAACAUAAAGUGAUGAAACAACAAAAGUAUAUCUAGAAUAUGUAUGGUGAAUCCUCACCAGUUCCUGACGGAGCUUGCUAAUUUGUUGAAUUGCAGUAUUCUUUUCUUCAGUCAGCCUUGAGAUGAGAGCUCUUGCCUGCAAUAAAGCAAAUGUAAUCAGAACAGAGUUGCCAUACUCUACUAACUCUAAAUUACAGGCACAGU
This is a messenger RNA of Vicia villosa (hairy vetch), 1380 nucleotides long. RefSeq lists its product as uncharacterized. Lineage: Eukaryota; Viridiplantae; Streptophyta; Magnoliopsida; Fabales; Fabaceae. The transcript has 3 exons. Gene Ontology annotation, molecular function: metal ion binding. The coding region runs from base 77 to 409 and encodes 110 amino acids. The record is from RefSeq and is a predicted model, not a curated record.